This is a messenger RNA of Erinaceus europaeus (western European hedgehog), 4415 nucleotides long. RefSeq names its product protein phosphatase 2 regulatory subunit B'gamma (gene PPP2R5C). The record is from RefSeq and is a predicted model, not a curated record. Gene Ontology annotation, molecular function: protein phosphatase activator activity. Lineage: Eukaryota; Metazoa; Chordata; Mammalia; Eulipotyphla; Erinaceidae. Gene Ontology annotation, biological process: signal transduction; protein dephosphorylation. The coding region runs from base 93 to 1841 and encodes 582 amino acids. Gene Ontology annotation, cellular component: nucleus; protein phosphatase type 2A complex; cytosol. The transcript is spliced from 16 exons.
CAGCCUCGGGAGCCGGGAGCGGGGAGCGCGGCGGCCGGCGGCACUCGGUCCCGGGCCCCGGGCGGCGGCGGCGGUGGCGGCCCGCGCCAGCCAUGCCGAACAAAAACAAGAAGGAGAAAGAGCCCCAGAAAGCGGGGAGAGGCGGGAAAAGUUCCAAGGAAGGACCCGACGCGGCGGAGACCGAGGUUCCCAGCAGGAAGAACAGCACCGUGGCGGCGCCGUCAGCAGCCGUGGUCUCCUCUUCCAACAAGAUCAAGGUGCCUCUGCCGCAGCCCGUGGUGAAAAAGGAGAAGCGGCAGAGCUCCUCCCGCUUCAGCGCCAGCACCAACAGAGAGCUCCAGAAACUCCCAUCUCUGAAAGAUGUUCCUCCUGCUGACCAAGAGAAGCUGUUUAUCCAGAAGUUACGUCAGUGCUGCGUCCUCUUCGACUUUGUUUCCGACCCGCUCAGUGACCUGAAGUGGAAGGAAGUGAAGCGAGCCGCUCUGAGUGAAAUGGUAGAGUACAUCACCCACAACCGGAAUGUGAUCACAGAGCCCAUUUACCCAGAAGUAGUCCAUAUGUUUGCAGUUAACAUGUUUCGAACAUUACCACCUUCUUCCAACCCCACGGGAGCAGAGUUUGACCCAGAGGAAGACGAGCCCACUCUGGAAGCAGCCUGGCCUCACCUGCAGCUUGUUUAUGAGUUUUUCUUAAGAUUUUUAGAGUCUCCAGAUUUCCAACCUAAUAUAGCGAAGAAAUACAUUGAUCAGAAGUUUGUAUUGCAGCUUUUAGAGCUCUUCGACAGUGAAGACCCCCGCGAGAGAGAUUUUCUUAAAACUACCCUUCACAGAAUCUAUGGGAAAUUCUUGGGCUUAAGAGCUUACAUCAGAAAACAGAUAAAUAAUAUAUUUUAUAGGUUUAUUUAUGAAACAGAGCAUCACAAUGGCAUAGCAGAAUUACUGGAGAUACUGGGAAGUAUAAUCAACGGAUUUGCCUUACCGCUAAAAGAAGAGCACAAGACCUUCUUACUGAAGGUGUUGCUGCCUUUGCACAAAGUGAAAUCUCUGAGCGUCUAUCAUCCACAGCUGGCCUACUGUGUGGUGCAGUUUCUAGAAAAGGACAGCACCCUCACGGAGCCGGUGGUGAUGGCACUGCUCAAAUACUGGCCAAAGACUCAUAGUCCAAAAGAAGUCAUGUUCUUAAAUGAAUUAGAAGAAAUCCUAGACGUCAUCGAGCCGUCAGAGUUCGUGAAGAUCAUGGAGCCUCUGUUCCGGCAGUUAGCCAAGUGCGUCUCCAGCCCACACUUUCAGGUGGCCGAGAGAGCACUGUACUACUGGAAUAACGAGUACAUCAUGAGCCUCAUCAGUGACAACGCAGCCAAGAUCCUGCCCAUCAUGUUCCCGUCCCUGUACCGCAACUCCAAGACCCACUGGAACAAAACAAUCCACGGCCUGAUCUACAACGCGCUGAAACUCUUCAUGGAGAUGAACCAGAAGCUAUUUGACGAUUGUACCCAACAGUUUAAAGCAGAGAAGCUGAAAGAGAAGCUAAAAAUGAAAGAACGAGAAGAAGCAUGGGUUAAAAUAGAAAAUCUAGCCAAAGCAAACCCCCAGUACGUGGUGUAUAGUCAAGCCAGCACCGUGAGCAUACCGGUGGCAAUGGAGACAGAGGGGCCUUUGUUUGAAGACGUGCAGAUGCUGAGAAAGACAGUGAACGAAGAGGUGCAUCAGGCCCAGAAAGACGCGAAGAAGGAGCGGCCUAUCGUGCGCCGCAAGUCCGACCUGCCUCAGGACCUUCACACCAUGAGCGCCUUGGAGGCUCACUGCCGAGCCGAGGAGCUGGUGCCCCAGGACGGGCACUAGCCUGGGCAGAGUCGCCAGGGCCCAGCGCCUGCCUCUCUGGAUUCUGUAGAAAACACAUACUCUCUGUGCCAUGCCCAUCAGCCCACUCCCAGUCACAGCUUCCGGCGACCCCAUUCUGUAGGCAAUAACGCGUUCCCACUUCAGCUGAGAUUAGGAGUUCAAACAAUGGUGACUUCUCAGCAACGACGCCCACUGUCCCUCCCCUCCAGGUCGGCACGACUGGCCGACCGGCACAGUCCCCACUCAGACUCGUCCCCGAUCUAAGGAAAGCGUCCUCACCAUCGCCACCUUCUACCCAAGUGGAAUUUUCAGUCAGUUAAAGUAGGUGGCUCUAUGAUCCUAUCAAUGUUUUUCAAAUCAGAGGAACACUUUUUUAAAAAAAGUAUUGCUUAUGUUUUAGACUUUACAGCCUUUGCAUCUGUCUCCCUGUGAGUGUGUCACGCCAGCUGUUACUUCUCCUGUUUCUGUUUUCUUUACCUCACUGACACGGUUCUUUGCUCUCACCUUCCUUCGUAACAGGGCUUAUUGGAAAAGUGGCGUGACAAUCCCCCCCGCACUGGGACUCUCUCCCAAGGUAUUUCUUUGCUCUGAUCAGCGACCGGGAUGCCGUGCCCCGGUUCCUGUAGGUGUAUCCUAAAGCCAUAUUCCCGAGUCUGCGGUAUGCAGCACCAGGAUUCCAGGAGGGAGCUCGGAGGAGAAGUUCAUUCUAAAACGAGCCUUCUCCAUCCACCUUGACUGGAAUUGGGGUUGAAAAUUAUGUAUUCACUCUUUUGUUUUCAGAAUUCCUUUUCUCAACUCACAGCCGUCUCUGCCCUUUGGACAAGACUCUUGAGUUAGUAGAACUAGGCUUCUGAAGAUUCCGAUUCACAGAAAGUUAGGAGGAAGUCACUGAGUUAAGCCAGUCGGUGGCCUACAGCGCCUCCAGGCGUAGGUCAUGAGAAGAGCAUGAGAGGGCAGCCCUAAGCGCUCCCGGGACGCAGGCAGAGGUAAACUCCAGUGGAUCUUGGUCCUCUCAGGAGAGAGCACACUCUAAACACCUCAGACGAUAGGCAGCGGCUGCUCGCGCAGGUCUUCAAAUGCUGCUGUCUGGCUGAGACUCCCUGCAUGUACUUCCGGAGCUGUUUUUGUUUUGGAUGGAAAUGGCGUGAGGAGAGAAAGCUUCAGUCUUUAGUACUUGCUCUCUUUCUCUCUCUCUCAGGGCAGCCAGUGUUUUGAUUUGUGUGUUCUGGGAAGCUGAGGUAUGUCCUGCUCUCCUAAACAAGGGAUCUAGUUUCUUUCUUGUGUCUCUGGCAUCAGCUCCUACACUUCGUGUUAAGUGUCUUGACGCAUAAGAGGUAAAGCGUGGCUUCGGUUAGCACCUGUCUCUCUGUCUCGGCCUCCAUAAGCGCUGAGCAGUGCAGACGAACUCCCCACGCACCCCAGCACGUCUGCUGUCUGCUCCCAUCCCACGGCAGGGACAGUGUUCUGUCUCCUUGAAUCUCCAAGGAAAAUCACUGGUGGGAAGGGGGGUCCCCGGUAUGACAAGCAAGUACUCAAUUCAGUGGUUGCCCACUUUGAGAAGAAGCACUUCCUGAGAAACUUGACACGUGUCUGCCCACUUUGCCAUUUUGAAAUUAGUUUAGAUGCCUUCUCCUGCUGAGGGAAAAAGGGUGCUUUUUCUUGUAUAAAGCAGCGUCUUUGUAUUUUGACAUACCAUUGUUUGAACUUCCAUCUUUAGCUGAUAAAUGCUCAGAUAGUCUUGAUUUUGAAUGUUCAGUAUGUUUGUGAGAGAUGUUUCUGGGAAGACAGUCUUUUGCUCUAGGGCAAAAGCAAAAUAUCAAUGUUUGGGUGAUCGUACAAAACUCAACCUAUGAGAACAUCUUUUUUGUUUGUUUUGUUCUGGUCUACCUUUUAUUUCUAUUCUUUAUUGAAGACAAACAUUCACCAAAAAGGGAAAAGUAACAAGUUUUGAGAUGAGGUAAUUUUCUUUAACAAGAGUAUUACUUUAACAUUCUGUCCUACGGUUUUCCUAGUUAGUACUCAGAUUCCCUGUGCUAAUUGUACAGCUUACAUGCGAUUCUAUAGAACAGUGUUUGUUCUAUAUUGUUAGUGCAUCGAAAAUAAACUGGUGACUGUUCCUCUUCAUAAAGCUCUGUGUUUGGCAUUUUCUCUUUCAAAAUAUCUGUCCGUCAGAAAUGUCACUAUUCCAAGCUUUAGUACAGCUUCCUUUUAAUAUUGUACAUACACUGUAUCUUUGUUUUAUGGUAAUAAGUAAUAAAAAUGUAGACUUCAUAUUUUGUACAAAAUGUCCUAUGUACAGAAUUAAAAAAAAAGUUCAUAGAAACUGCAAAAAUAGGUAAGUGGCACAAUUAUUUUUAUUUAGAAAAUAUCUGUAACUUUAUGCUUGAGUGAAAUGUUAAGUACCUGCAUAUUUUUUAACAUUUUGUAAUUCAGAACUUUCUGUUUCGACAUUGUUUAUGAAGAGAAAACUUCAUACACUCGCCAUUUACUAUGCUCUUUUAUCUAAUUUCAAAGAAACUCUAAAAAUGGUGUACUAUAUGGACUAAAUAAAGAACAUGUGACUUUUCUCACUCA